AUGUCGCGCGCGUCGCUCGCGCUCGGCGACGCGCGCGCGCUUCGUCCGCGCCCGGCCUCGUCCGCGUCUCGCCGUCGCGCGCGGACGCCCACGCGCGCGUUUUUCAAUGGAAAGGGCGCGGAUAAGACGGCGCGAGACGCGAUCGACCUGAGCAAGCGAAAGAUAUCGAGCGAGACGGACGAUAAAGGCGCCGCGGUCACCGUGUCCUUUCUCGGCGCGAACGACUCGCGCGUGGACGUGACGUGCGGGAGUAAUCAGUACAUCCUCGACGCCGGGCUGGAGGCUGGGAUUGAGAUUCCGUUUACGUGCCGCGGGGGCAUUUGCGGCGCGUGCGUCGCGCGAUGCGCCAAGGGAACGAUCGAUCAGAGCGAUAUCGCCGAUUUAGAGUUCACGCUGAGCGAGGAGGAGUUGAAGAGUGGGAUGGUGUUGUUGUGCAUGGCGCGACCGGUCGGGGACGUGGAGAUCGAGACGCAGAGCGAUUGGGGGUACUCGCUCGGCGUGUGCGAGUGGCGCGGCGCGACGGGGGAAAUCUUAGGCCGCGAUCCCACGCCCUUGAUGGGCGACACCGAUCGCAUCGGUUUGUAA
Molecule: messenger RNA, 585 nt
Organism: Ostreococcus tauri
Lineage: Eukaryota; Viridiplantae; Chlorophyta; Mamiellophyceae; Mamiellales; Bathycoccaceae
Product: 2Fe-2S ferredoxin, iron-sulphur binding site
Exons: 1
Coding region: 1-585 (194 amino acids)
Molecular function (GO): 2 iron, 2 sulfur cluster binding
Source: RefSeq, a predicted model, not a curated record